AUGGAUUUCCCCUUUGGCCAAGAUGAGCAGGGAAAUCCUCUCCCGGAUCCCGAUCCCGCGAAUAUUCUUGGCGCCAAUCCCGACGAAGGAUGGCCUAAGGAUGAACAUCCACAACACGGGAACCGCCAGGUUGUCGGUGGUUUUCUCGAAGAUCUCCCUGACCUCGAUGAUCUUGACGCUCACCUUAGGUACCCUAGCUCAUUUGCUUUCACAGGCGCGGAGCAGAGUAUCGACUUCCACACGAGUUUCGAGGGGAUUUUGCCUCCCCUCGCUUCUCCAAACGGUUCGGCCGACCAGGGCUUGGGCCCGACAGUCCUCCCAGAAACUGAACAGGCCAAGAAUAACAGCAAUGACCUCGCCUAUGGGCCCGGCAAUGGCCACGCCGCCAUGGAGCAAUUUUACACUGAUGACGAGGGCCGGUUAUGGUUUCUUAACAGCCAAGACUACGACAGUAAUGGCCAACUCAUCGCGACUUACAGGUACAUCGACGAUAAUGGGGAUCAGUGGACGCGCCAACAGAUUGUACCCCUGAUACCAUCUGAGCAGACCUUCGGCCAGGAUAACGAUCGCCAUGACGACCCUAUGGUUCAACAAAAUCAGGACUUGAUGCACAGUCAAGGCUUCAACCAAGGCUCUCCAUCCUAUGUUCCAGUCGGACCUCCAGUCGAAGAUUACUAUGGUGGCCAACAUGGUGGCUCCACCUCGCAGGGACUAUAUGAUAGCCUUGCCCCCAAGGCUUCUCGCUUGACUGCUGAGUCUCCGUCGGGUUCUGCAUAUCGGUCGGUGUAUUCGCCUCGCGUGGGUUCUCAUACUCACGUGAUUUCGGGUCGCGCAGCUUCUGCACCUGGACUCAAUUUUACAACCCAUUCACCUUCUGGAUCUCAGUCCACUUCAGCGAAUUCAGAACCCGGAGCAGAUUCCACACCUCAGCCUACCAUGGAUCAAGCAGUGCCUGUUCUGGUCAUGGAUGAGCGAUCUGUGAACCGCCCGCGCGACGCCUUUCCAAUCAUCUUCGACAAGGCAUUGAAGCUCGGUCUGAAAAAGCUCCUCGAUGCCGGCGGCGUGUCGUUCAGGAUUGCGACCAUGUGCUCCGGCACGGAUGGUCCCAUCCUGGCUCUACGCGAGUUCGUUGAAGCGGCCACCGCCUGCGGCUAUCCGGGACUCCUUCAGUACAAUCAUGUCUUCAGCGUUGAGAUCGAACCGUUCAAGCAAGCCUUCAUUCGUCGCAAUGCAGCUCCUUCAGGCCCGAUCUUUCGCAAUGUCGUCGACGUUGGCAUGCCCGGAGCUACUCAGGCUAUGACGGCUUCCGGAGCCAUGGCCGAUAUCCCUCUUGGAAUCGACAUUCUCAUUGCUGGAAGCUCUUGCGUCGACUUUUCGAGCCUAAACUACGCCAAGAACGAUAAGAAGAAGAAGUCUGGUCUCAACAAGCUUUUCGAGCGAUUCAAGGGCAGGGGCAUCUCAGCCAUUCAACAGGACGACCCGAUGGCCAGUCAAGUUGUCGAUGGCCUUCAACAAAUCUUCGAGAGCAUCAAAGAUGAGAAGGGAGAGUCAACCAAAACUUUCCUGUCCAUUCUCAUGUACACCAACGCACAUCGGCCCAAAAUCGUCAUCUUGGAGAACGUUACAAGAGCUCCGUGGGACCAAUUCAGGGACUUCUGGCUGCCAAGCAUCGGAUACGUGGCGGGGUAUGUCCAGGUCGACUCCAAGAACUUCUUGGUCCCUCAAACGAGGCAGAGGAAAUAUCUGCUCGGAGUGGAUGCUCGCUACUAUGGAAACAAGGCCAAGGAGAUCGUCAACACAUGGGUCAAACUCAUGGAUAUCACGCAAUGGUUCAAGAAUCCGCCUGACCUCCAGAAGUUCUUGCUUCCCCCGUCUGAUCCGCGUGUGCUUCAGACUCGAUUCCAGUUGGAACGAACGCUGCUCUCGAAGCCGAAGAGGGACGUCGAGGCUGUUCAUUGUGCUGCCGAUCAUAGGUCGGCACGUCGAAAGGAAGAGCUCGGCACGUCGAACCCGUAUACUCGGAUGGAUGACAGAGGCAACGUUCAGCCCCGCGAGGACACCUGGCAGGGCGUCAUCUCAGUCUAUACUUGGCGAAUGCAGGAUCUCCUCGACAUCGAGUACCUGAGAGCACAGAAGAAGGGGUACGACUUCACCCACAAAAUGUUCAUUCUUGACGUCGGACAGAACGUGGAUCGACAGAGCGGAAGGCUGGGGGUAAUUCCCUGUGUUCUUCCCUCAGCUGAUCUCUUCAUCUCGUACGACGGCCGUCCUCUCCUCGGACUCGAGUGUCUGGCUGUGCAGGGCAUUCCCGUUGACCGCAUCUCGCUUUCGGUCGAGGGGGAAAACCAGCUCAAGGACCUUGCCGGAAACGCCAUGACGACCACCGUGGCCGGUGCAGCUAUCCUCUGUGCACUCAUUGCCGAGUCCAGGUUCAAGACGAAGGCAAGCAACAGGCACUUGCAGGGCCUCGCUCAAGCCACCCCGCUGCUGCCUAGCAGCGUCGUUCAUCAGACCUCGACUGACGAGGCCGGACCUUCCAAUUUGUUGGAUUCUUUCCUUACCCUAGACCCCUCCUCUCUUGGACGCAAAACCCACACAUCUUCCAGCAGAAAAGGAAAAGAAAUCGAUCGAUCAUUUUCUGCCUCGCAAACUACUCCCAACAAGAUGGCUUGGCAGGAGAUCGUCUCCUCCGGCUGGGACGGCAAUAGAUCAGUCGAGUUUUUCUGCACUCUCUGUCUCAAUGGAUGCCGGAAAUGUCGCUGCGACGCCUUCCGCAAGCAUCAACAUACCGGUGUUUAUCUGCGAUGCAAGGACUGCAAUGAGACGCGCUGCCAAAGCUGUGCUGGAAAUCCGGAUCACAACUUUGAUAGGGCUAACCCCAUCGACGACGAGGUGUCAAUCGGCAGAAGUUUGGCUCAAGAGCUUGCGAUUGCUGCUUUGCCAGCUCAUCUCUACAUCGAUUGGGCAGGUACCGAUACCGCUCACAGUGUCGAUAUUCUCCACGAACUCGACAAGCAGAUCUUCAGCGAUCACCUCGAGGCUUUACAUCGCGCAAUCCAGACGUGCGCAGGCGGAGUUCAUUACUACCAGACGGACCUCAAGUUCAGAGACGACCUGACUGUGACUUACGAAUCCGAAAAGUCAAUCAUCGUCGUUGUCAUCACCGGAAAGGACGUUACGUGGAGCAUGCAUCUGAGACCCGUCUAUAUCGAAUUCGGGCGCCCAUCGUUUCGGAACGAUACCUCAGCCAGCGAAGUGGCAAUUCAAUUGACUGCUCUAGGUUACGACCUUCGCCAGCCUCUCUUAAAAGCAAAGCUGUUUGUCCAAUGCAAAAUCAACGUGGAUCUGGUUCAAGAACGCGCCAACGAUGGGAGGAUGAACGGUUUCACCCAGAAGCUUAUUGAAGUCAACGGCCUUGCACCCUAUUUAGUGAACGAAAUCACGAAUGUCAUCAACGGGGACUACCACUUUACAGAUAAGUGCGCAACCCCAUUGGGGCUCCUCUUCACCAAGCACGAUCCUCUCAGCCCCGUCUACAUGAUGCUCCAGACGAAUUGCAACGGAGCUGCCGAAACCGACCGAUGGGUCUUGACGAAGAACCCUAGAAAGCUUGAGCCGGAUCAAGUGCGAGAUAUCAUCUGCGUUUUCCCCAAAGGGUUCAAGCACCAAGAAGGACAGCCUCCGGGCUCUAUACUGUCGGCCGUGUUGCCUGGCGUGUACACGUCUCUGCCGUCAGCCCUGGGUAUCACCGUCCACGAGCGUGAUCCAGCCCUACAUGUUGGUCUCAAAGAUUUGCAGGAGCAGGCUAUCAUGAACAUCGACUGUCAAUCUUCGAUCCCGUCCAUCAUGAUCAAAAUGGACAAGACCGACAUGCACUUUCCAGUCAAGUCGCUCCUCACCCAGUUGACUCCCCCUUCUGGUACAAACAGCAUGGCAGCUUCGUCCGAUAUCUGGUUCACGAUUGCCCAGAACGAUAUCAAGGAUGCAUUGGCACUGGCGUCUUCUGCCAUCAACAAGUUGCCGGCCUCAGUAUGUGCUGGACUUCUUACAGUUAGCGACAUCGUGCUGGAUUCUGGUGAUGCGUGCUACAAAUGCUCGCCGACCGCUCCAAAGGCUCUUCAUCACUGGGAUGCGGAUGGCAGCGUUGUACGAAUCGAGAACGAGGCAGUGGCGACUCAAGCGGAGCAGGCUAUGUUGCGACGACCAGCUCCUCUCGAGAUCCAGGCCCGACUGGAGCUGAGUGAAGCUGACGAAUACAAUGUGCUGAGCAUGAGAAUUCUGCUAAACCCAGCGUCGCUGGCGCACCGGGCGCAUGGUUACUUCCCGGUCGACAAGGACAUCAUGUCGCCCAUGGUUCGCUCAACUCGCGGAAGUGGCAAUUUCCGUGUGGAAACGAGCUAUCACGAGCCCAGCCUGAAGGGAUUGCCCCCCUUCAAGGACAGCAUGGUCGCCGUUCAGGCAGAUCCCUAUCCUCCUCAGGGCGUCUUCCGGACGCCCCGGUUUCUGCAGAAUGGAAUGAUGCUUCGACAAGAUCAAGUCGAGGCUUGUCAGUGGAUGCUGCACCGCGAACAAGACGAACCGUUCACUGAAAGGGAAUUCGAGGAGCGUGUUCUUCCAUCUGUGAACGUGCGCUUAAGUGCUGUUGCCGAGCUUGAGAAUUAUGCCCGAGGAGGUGUCCUUGCACACGACAUCGGCUACGGCAAGACUAUAGUUACACUUGGUCUUGUUGAUCAUACAACGACUCCAUCGCAUGCAGAGUUUUCUAUUCUAGAGCGUUCCAAGUGGUUGGGAACCACGGCGUUCAUUCACAUCAAGGCCACUUUGGUCAUCGUGCCACCCCAUAUUGUGUCGCAAUGGGCCAAAGAAGCUAAGAGAUUUGUUCGUCAGCUCAGAGUCCUGGUGCUCACCAAAACGACUGAUAUCUCACGGGAGAGCAUGGAAGCAGCAGACAUCAUCAUUGUCAGCAGCACUCUGAUGUCUUCCGAGAAAAACAUUGACAAGCUCGCUGCAAUCGCCCAAAUGCCAUCGAUCCGUCAGAAGAGAUCGAACCGAGACUCCCAGGACUGGCAUUACGAAGUGGUUGAAACCAUCAAGCAUGCCGCCUAUGACCACAGCAACCCUGACAACCCGAACAAUGCUCAUGUCGAGGCGAGAAUCCAAGGCCGCCGCACCAUCAGCAAUGAUUGGGUCCGCAAAGCCGCAGCCGACAUAGUGGGAGCUAGCGAUCGGAAGACGCAGCAAACCGCCAAGGCGACACCCAAAAAGAAGAAGGGCAAGGCAGCAAAGCCCAAGACGGCCGUCACCAUUGAUGUGAAGGAGGCCUUCCAGAACGGCGAGGUACUUGAAAUGUACACUUACCGCCGCGUGGUCUUUGAUGAGUUCUCGUAUGAGAACACAUCCGUUGCAACCUUCUUCCAGAACGCUGUCGCGUCCUCGAAAUGGAUCCUCUCAGGUACACCGCCUACCAUCAACCUCGGUCAGAUCUGCGAGACUGGAGCGUUGCUCAAUGUUCAUGUUGCGCGACCGACGCCAUCAAUGCCGGGAUUCUUCCCCAAUGCCACGACUGGGCCCAAGGUAUCCGAACUGACUGACGCCGAAACAUUCCGCAGCUACACAGAGCCCUUGUCCGCCCAGCUCGCGGCCGAUCGCCAUGAUCAGGGACAGCAAUUCCUUCUUCACUACUUGCGGAAGAACAAGAUGGAGGUUCCAGGAGUGGAAAUAACCGAGGCCGCCUGCUUCACUCCCAUGAACACUCAAGAAGCCUUGGUAUACAAUCUUGUACAACAGGUUCUUCAUGAUGCAAAGUGGGACGUCGAUGGCAUGCCCUGUGGUCUUGAUACUUUCCUUCGCACCAUCUUGAACGAAGAAGUGACCCAGAGGGCCGGUUCAAAGGCCAAGGCUACCGGAAAAUCUAUCUGGUCGGAUGCAGUCGACGCGUUAGUUCUCUUGUCUUCGUUGUCCGUUUCUUCCGGCCGAAAGGGAUUCGAGGGCAUGGGGUGGACAGAACCCAACGCGAAGCUGACUCUGGAGCGUCUCGGCAACAAAGCGUCUGCUGCAGCUGGUGAUCACCUUGCCCGUUGCACCCGGAUUCUGGUAUCUCUCUUCGACAAAAUGAUGUACCUGGCGAAUAUGGUCUGCAACGAUGCUGAUACAGGCAGUGGAAAAGCUAAAAAAGAUGCCUACUUUGGUCAUAUGGAGGAGAUUUUCGAUUUCAUGAGGAACACCAACGGCGACUCUGAUGAUAGUGCGUUCAUCAACUAUCUCCAUGAUGCGAUCGUCUACCGAAACUCGAUCCGCCCAGAUUACAUUCCUACUCGAGAGAACUAUUGGGACUGCAACUUAUGGUCCGAGUGGAUGGGUGGCCCUGGAACUUACAAUUCUGCCCAUUGGUGGCUUCUCGACUCGGAUCACGACUUGUCCGAUGGUGAGUUGGACAGCUUGCAGAACCGGUGGGUCGGCUCUGGUGGUGACCAGAGCGAUGACCGAGAGGCUCUCAUCGACCUCAUUCGCCAAGAGCAGGACAGCCAGGAUAAACGCGAGGAGAUGGCUUUGGCUAUUGGACUGAAGGACACCGGCGACAUGACGGCUCAGCUUCAAAAGCAUUUCGAUGGAAAAGCCACCAAAGACAACUAUGAAUUCGGCAUUCAGAUUCCAGCUCACCGACCACAGAAGGGCAAGACGAUUAAACCCCGUGGACAGGCCAUUGACGAGACUUUGAACAGUUUCAUCUUGGUUGUGCAAAGCGUCCAGGCUGGCAUCAAGCUCACGACGGAGGCAUGGCGGCGCUGCAUGUUUCUGAUGAAGUUGAACCAUGUUCUUCAUGAAAGCCAUAGCCCGCUGUCCACCACCUGCAACGUCUGUGAUCGCGUUACUGCCGAUUCUGACAUGUUCCAUUCUAUUGCAUGCGGUCACUCGCUUUGCAAGUACUGCUUUGGUGCUUUCACUGAGGCUGGUGGUCAAAUGUGCCCCAUGCAAAGCUGCAAGGCAUUCAGUCGUGGAUCAUUUGUUCCUAGCGAGAUAUUUGCCACGCCCGCCAACCUGCAGCACGAUCUUUCGGCCGUUCCCAGUGCCAAGGUAUCCGACAUGGAGAACGUCAUGUUCAACAAUGUCCUUGAUGACGAGAAGGUCCUGAUCUUUGCUGCGUACGCGGGCAUCAAGAAAGAGGUCUACGACCACCUCAUUCGCAGCGACAACGGCUUUAGCGUUUACAUGACCGACGGAGGCGAUGAGGACUCGAAUCAGAUUGAGGCAUUCAAAGCGCACCAUGGAAAGGCCGUUCUGAUCCAGAGUCUCAUGUCUUCGGAGUCCGCUGGCACAAAUUUGACCGAGGCGAACCAUCUCAUGUUUGCUGGAGUUCUGUAUACAGACUCGGACAGCUACGACAUGUACAUGAGACAGGCCAAGGGACGUCUCAUUCGAUAUGGACAGAAGCGUCCCGUCUUCAUCUAUCACUUCAUCACCCCGGCUACGCUUGAAUUUGAUAUCUUCAACAAGCGUCAUGGUAACCGCAUCCGCCACUUCGGUGAGGAAGGACGCAUUGCUAUCCCGGUCACUGAGGACGGAGAGAAGGACCCGAGAUUCCCUCUGUAUUUCCGUCCAUACUUGGAGACCGCAUCGAUUGAGAAGCUUCUGCGCUCCGUGGAAUUCGAGGAGUACGAGAAGUGA
Molecule: messenger RNA, 7665 nt
Organism: Colletotrichum paranaense
Lineage: Eukaryota; Fungi; Ascomycota; Sordariomycetes; Glomerellales; Glomerellaceae
Product: SNF2 super family protein
Exons: 3
Coding region: 1-7665 (2554 amino acids)
Biological process (GO): DNA repair
Cellular component (GO): nucleus
Molecular function (GO): methyltransferase activity; ATP-dependent chromatin remodeler activity; ATP binding
Source: RefSeq, a predicted model, not a curated record